Molecule: messenger RNA, 691 nt
Organism: Lytechinus variegatus (green sea urchin)
Lineage: Eukaryota; Metazoa; Echinodermata; Echinoidea; Temnopleuroida; Toxopneustidae
Exons: 4
Coding region: 1-366 (121 amino acids)
Source: RefSeq, a predicted model, not a curated record
AUGGCCUCUGUAGGAUUCUGUGAAGAGCUGAACGACACGAUUGGUGGAUCUUGGGAUUCUAACAUCACAUGGUUUGGUUCUAUCGUUCAUCUUACCUGUAUGGAUGGAUACACCCUGAAAGGCAAUGGAACCAUCCAGUGUGUACCAGGAGUAAUGCCAUACUAUCCAAUAUGGAACGAAUCGAUUCCAGAUUGCAAACUCAACGAAAUUCCUUCAACAAUGGCUGAAGCUACAACAGGAAAAUCUAUGUGGAGAACUACAGAGCUAAAACAAUCUGUUCAAACUACAAUAAGUACUGUAUCUGCUACAACCAGUGAGAAUGAUAAACCUUUUAUUCAUAGUCACUUCAGGAUGCUCUUCAAUUAAUUGCUAAGCUCUUAAUUGAAAUUCGCAAGUUUUAUUACCACUAACAACAUACUAUCCCAAGGGUUAACACUUUUGCUUGCACAAUAUUACUAAUAACCUCUUAAAGUGGAGAAUCUCAUAAUUGUUGACUUACUCGAUAUUGCAUCGCAAAUAACAUACGCACAUACAUGUAUACUGCAGUUAACUAUGCAUUAUCCGCAACGCACACCGUCACUCACACACUUUCUUUCACAAACCAACACACUCGCGUACACAUAUACAAAUAGUUAACCAAUUAAUGGCAAAAAAGUCAACAACAAAAAAGGAGACCUCAAGAUAUCUAAAA